This is a messenger RNA of Rhincodon typus (whale shark), 2399 nucleotides long. Its product is annotated as beta-1,3-galactosyl-O-glycosyl-glycoprotein beta-1,6-N-acetylglucosaminyltransferase 3-like. Gene Ontology annotation, cellular component: membrane. Lineage: Eukaryota; Metazoa; Chordata; Chondrichthyes; Orectolobiformes; Rhincodontidae. Gene Ontology annotation, molecular function: acetylglucosaminyltransferase activity. The record is from RefSeq and is a predicted model, not a curated record. The transcript is spliced from 2 exons. The coding region runs from base 488 to 1789 and encodes 433 amino acids.
GGAUCCAGACUAUAUUCCUGCGCAGUUCCUCAUUCUACUUUCCCCGGCAACACUAUUCCGGGAACGGUCGGAGCAAAGCAGAAACCGGGCAGGCAGGCAGGCAGGCAACAGUGAGGGGAGCCCGGUCUCCGAGCAAGAAACGACGGAACAUUCGCCGGUUUUCAGAGCGGAGAGUAGAGAGGCGUGAGGGAUUACGCAGGGAGAGUAGAGAGGGCUGAGGGGUUACAGGGGGUGAGUUGGAUCAGGAGAGAUAUUAGAGUAGGAGCGGGAACUCCAGAGGGAGUGAAAGUCUGAAGAAGCUCUCGAGUGUCGGGGAGAACGGAAGAUACGAAUCGAACGGGGAGAAGGGAUUGGCUGGAGCGAUCUAUCCAGCAAAUUGCAGCCUUCUUUCCCCAUGACCUUUGGAGGGGUGGGUGGUGAGAGAGUGCGUCUAUUCUGUAUUUGACUAUUCCCUAAAGGUCGGGCACACAGCCCUCCGGAAACUGCCAUGCCCAAGCUGAGCCGGUGUUGUACCCGCCGGUUGAGCCUCAGGUCAGCGCUGUGCACGCUUGGCGUAAUCUUGUGCCUCUGGUUCCUGGCCCUGAGUGAAAAGGUCUGGCUGUCCCUCGGGCUGGUGAAGCCAGGCGCUGGUGCAAUGCAGGGGCACUUCCUCCUUGUCGAGGAGAACUCCACCUGCUGGCAGAUCAUCCAAGGGGACAGGCAGGAGGUGGAAAAGGCCCUCCUCAAUUCCAUUACCGUCUCCCUCAAGCGCCAAGCCGUUACUGAAGGUGAUUAUCUGGACAUGACCCGAAAUUGCAAUUCCUUUGUGAGGGCCCGCAAGUAUAUCACUGUCCCCCUCAGCCCUGAGGAAGAAAACUUCCCCUUGGCUUACUCCCUGGUCAUCCACAAUAGCAUUGAGAUGUUCGAGAGGCUUUUACGAAGCAUUUACGCCCCACAGAAUGUCUACUGCAUCCACGUGGACCGCAAGUCCCCGAAUCAAUUUCAUGCGGCCGUCCGGGCCAUCGCUUCGUGUUUCCACAACGUCUUUGUCGCAGCCAAGCUAGAGUCGGUCACCUAUGCUGCCUGGUCCAGAGUUCAGGCAGAUCUCAACUGCAUGGAGGAGCUAUUGGAGAGCCCUGUCCCCUGGAGAUACUUCAUCAACGUGUGUGGCCAAGACCUCCCCCUGAAGACCAACCGGGAGAUAGCUUUGAGGCUGCGAGCUAUGAACGGCUCCAACGUGAUUGAGUCGGACCCCCCGCCACGGUACAAAAAGAAACGUUGGCAAUACCACUACGAUAUCCACAACCAGGUGGUCUUGACAGCGCAACUGAAGGACCAACCGAAUAUCAGCUCCCCUGUUUUCGUGGGCAGCGCCUAUAUCAUGGCCACCAGAGAGUUUGUCAGCUACGUGUUUGCCAGUGCUGAGGUCCGGGCCUUCCUCAAGUGGUCAGAGGACACUUACAGUCCGGAUGAGCAUGUGUGGGCGACCCUGCUGAGAAUGCCCAAUGUGCCUGGCUCGAUCUCGUACACCCAAAGAACCACCAGGACCCUUGGUCGGGCAGUAAAGUGGUCCUUUGAGGCAGGUGACAUCACAAGGGGUGCCCUGUACCCUCCCUGCACAGGAAGGUACCGCCACUUGAUUUGUGUGUACGGGGCAGGAGAUCUACAGUGGGUCGUCCACCAGAGACCUUUCUUUGCAAACAAGUUUGACCCUGACAUGGACAACACAGCCGUGCAGUGCAUGGAGGAAUAUCUCCGAAACAGGACACUUGGUGAAACUGGAACUGGGUUGGGGGUUGAGACAGAAUAAGUCUCGGCAAUGGUGGUGGGUGAGACAUUGGAAAUACAGUGCAGACCAGGCACUGAGACUGGAUACUAUAACACUGGUGGCUGUAAUAACCGGCACUGAGAGACUGGGCACUGUAAUGUUAGACACUGUGGAGACUGGGCACUGAAAUACUAGCCACAGUAACACUGGGUGCUGUGAGACUUAGCACUGUAAAUGUUAGGCACUGAGACUGGACACUGAGAGAUUGGUUUUGUAACCAUCAGUAUUUUUCUUUUAUUUUUCUCAUUUUUGGUUCAGAACUCUGAGUCGAAGUUGAGAAUUGAACUUUGAACAGCAGCUUUUUCUUCUUUCUGAACAAACCAGGAAAGACAAAAGACUGUUUGCUGUUAGGAACUGGCCUGGAAAGAUAAUGCAGAUGAAUUACUGUUCUUAAGGACAGAGUAGAUGUUUCAGCACUGAGAUGUUAUUCUGCUCGGGUGAAAUGUUAAAGGGUUAAUAUCUGUUCUGCUGACAUAAGAAAUGUGGUGCUUCGUGGGUGCCCCUGUCUCGCAGACAAAAAGUGGUAAUCUAAUUAUACUCUGCUCUCUGUAAAUGCUAAAAGGAUAAGGAACUACCUUGUCUUACACAUUGU